CCUGAAUUCAAUAUUUGAACUUCAUUUUCCCAAUUAUCUAUAUGGGGAACAGAUUAAAUAGAAGUACUUAUGUGAUGAUACUUGGAAGAAGCAUAGUAAAAAAAUCUUUUAACAUAUAGUGUUUGCUAACAUCCAUCUUGACGCUGGCCAAGGUGGCAAAGACCAUAGUAAAAAACGUCAUAAAACAAGAGGGUUUUGUUUUGUUUUUUGUUUUCCCCCUUUCUCUUUUCUCCUUUUAAUUCUUCACCAAAAUAACAAAAUGAGAAUAAAAAGAGAACUACUAAAUUGAUGGGAUAUGGGGAUGGGAUGGCAAUAUUUCAAAAAACGAAGCCCAUUAAGAAACGUACAGUAGCACAGGGAGGUGAUAACCUAUCAGAAGUUUGAGAAAUCAAGAAAGAAUCCAACGGUUGAGGAACAUCCAUCCGCGGAAACACGGAGCCGCUUCUGCCCAAUACUUUGGAAUCUCACACAUCCACACACAAAUUGUCCUUUCUUUCACUUAACCCAACCAAUCCGCCCCUUCUCCUCUAUAUAUAUUCAUUCAUCAUCUUCUUCUCCCUUCCCAAUUUCCCUACCUAAAUCUAACCCAACUCCUGAGUUAACUCAUCCCACACUAUAAUCAUCAAAACCAAAUUACUAACCAAUUAUCUUCUCCUUUCUUCUUCUUCUUCUUCUCAUUCACGCAUCUUUGUUUAUUUAUACCCCGCCACCCCUCGUUUUUCUCCCCCCUUUGCCUUUAACCAGCUUUCCUCUUACCUCCUGUUUUCUUGGGGCCAAAGUAGUCCUCCCUAUAUUCAUUCCCUCAUUUCUUGGGACUUUAGUGUUCCCUGUUUUCAUCAACCUCCCUCUCCUUUCUCAUUGUACUAACUAACAUCAGUACAUCAUUCAUUCCCCUUUUCAUGUUCUGUCCAUAACUGUGGGGACACGUCAUCAGGAUCCAUAAUCGUCAUCAUGAGUUGCAAUGGUUGCCGGGUUCUUCGGAAGGGAUGCAGCGAGACCUGUAUUCUUAGACCUUGUUUGCAAUGGAUCGAAACCCCUGAAGCUCAAGGCCACGCCACUGUUUUUGUUGCCAAGUUCUUUGGCCGUGCUGGCCUUAUGUCUUUCAUUUCCGCCGUCCCUGAAAAUCAAAGGCCAGCUUUAUUUCAGUCCUUGUUAUUCGAGGCAGCUGGAAGGACGGUGAACCCGGUAAGCGGGGCGGUCGGGUUGUUAUGGAGCGGGAAUUGGCAGGUUUGUCAGGUGGCCGUGGAGACGGUUCUCCGGGGCGGAACGUUGCGGGCGAUACCGAACCUUCUGAGCGGAUCGUCUGACCCGGAUGAUGCAUCCGAGUGUACCACUGAAAUGUUUAAGCUACAACAGGAUUUCGCCGGUCCAGCUAACCCCGGCGUCGGAAGAUCGCCGAAUUCCAAGAUGAUGAAACGGCGACGCUUGUCUUCUUCCCCCGAUGAUCAAGCCAAGGUGAUGCAGUUAGCCGAUCUCGAUCUAAGCUUAACGCCUGGCUUUCUGCAGGGUGGUUUGACCGGCAGAGCCCGUGGCCCUUUCCCGGAGAAACGGCGGCCGGUUAGUCCGUCCAUGAAUUCUGAAGAAUCUGGGACCACAACUUGCUUUGAGAGUGAUUUCUCUGGUAAUCAGCAGCAAGAAAGGGGACCAAAGCUUCUGAGCUUGUUCAACUAGAUGAAUCAAUAUUUAUGUAAUAUUUUUUUUUUUAAGUUUCAAUUUUGGCUGUUCCUCGAUCACGAGGAUUUUUCCGGGAACUGAAUCCGGCGAGUUUUUGUAAAAUUAUCGGCAGCAAGAUUUCCCUCUCUUUUUUUUUUCAUCCAGGUGAAAAAGAGCUAGCCUAACUAGAUCUUAAACCUUAGCGAGGGAAAAAUGAAAGUUAGCCAUUGAUUCCAUUCCACCAUCUCUUUACUUUUUGUUCGUCAUCUUUCUAUGUACUGUCAAACCCUUUUUGACAUCAAUAAUUCAAAGUGCUCAAUUUUGGUGUAGUGUUAAGUUCUGUUGUGUUUUCCCCUUGCUAAUUCUGCAUCAUUUUCAAGUUGAAUUGACAUUCAUGAUAACUAAUAUGGUACUGCGGGGA
This is a messenger RNA of Oldenlandia corymbosa var. corymbosa, 2074 nucleotides long. NCBI's taxonomy places the organism in Eukaryota, Viridiplantae, Streptophyta, Magnoliopsida, Gentianales, Rubiaceae. The record is from the annotation of a GenBank genome assembly.